CGAUCCAGACAUGCCAUAGCUGCCGAUCGGAUGAUCAAUAUACUAUUCACAGAAAUAUGAUAUUCAUGAGAUCACAAAACCUUCAGAUGGACAUAAUUGACUAGUGAGAGGAUUGGAGGAUUCAAAAUAGUCGAUAUCGACCAGAAUAACUCUUCCGUUAAGGAGCGGCACAGCUUAGAGUCUCUAUCAAGCUUAAAGCAUAAACAUACAAUUAGCAUGACCUUCAAAGUGUAUAUAGGAACAGGAACUCUCAAGCUAUUCAGCAAUUGUAAUAAACCAUUAAGAACUCAUCGCCUUGCAAACAUCCUUGAAAUCACAUAUUAUCCAGUCACGCCGAUUAUUUUACACCAGCAUUAAUAUUCACCAUGAAGUUCCUUGCUGUAUUUAUCACUGGGCUCUCGCUCGCUAUCCAAGCCGAAGCUGCAUGUCCCACGGUCGACCAGAUACGUGCCUGGAUCAGAAACGAGGGUCUCGUUCUCGACAAAACCGUUUUCUAUACUAGCCCAUCCAGCACCAACAGAGACGCCAUGAACUAUGCCAACAAGAUCAACGGAAAGUUCUGGGGUAACGUCUACCCUAAUGACCAAUACUAUGACUGGCUCGGCGAAUGUGGCCCGGGCACUGCCCAAGACGACCUUGCUCCUCGAAUGUCCGAAGCUCUUGCAAGAGAGACCACAGGCUCGGCAUAUAUAUUGUUGAAGAAGGGCACAACCCCUCGGCCCGAAUCGGUUUUCAGUAUGAUUGAUAAUAAUCCAAAUCUCAACGUCAAGGUCUAUGCGGUUAAUCCGGAGGACCCAGACGAGACGAAAGAGUGGACUCCAGGCACAAACUGGAAGCGAGCGGUUCCGUUCGGCGAUGUCCCGAUGUGAAAAUAAGCACGAAAAGAUAUAGAUGUUAGGAUACUGGGUAUAUGGGCGUUGUUUUACCUUUACGCGUUGGGAUCGUUUCUAUUUGUUAUAUGUAGUAACGGUUAGUUGUCAAGCCCAAUUACUCAUUAGAAUUAUCUCGUCAUCAAGACUUUAUGAUACUUCUUGUGAACUUCCUACGAGACAAACAGAUUUACGUGACGUUAUAUAGAUUUGAGGUUUGCCACCUCAAGGGUGAUAAUGGACUUCAUAGUAGCCUAUAUACUG
Daldinia loculata is the source of this 1133-nucleotide messenger RNA. RefSeq lists its product as uncharacterized. The transcript has 3 exons. Lineage: Eukaryota; Fungi; Ascomycota; Sordariomycetes; Xylariales; Hypoxylaceae. The coding region runs from base 366 to 869 and encodes 167 amino acids. The record is from RefSeq and is a predicted model, not a curated record.